Messenger RNA from Truncatella angustata, 2952 nucleotides. Its product is annotated as kinase-like domain-containing protein. Gene Ontology annotation, molecular function: protein binding; ATP binding; protein serine/threonine kinase activity. Gene Ontology annotation, biological process: mitotic DNA damage checkpoint signaling; protein phosphorylation. Bases 500 to 2545 code for a protein of 681 amino acids. Gene Ontology annotation, cellular component: nucleus. The record is from RefSeq and is a predicted model, not a curated record. Lineage: Eukaryota; Fungi; Ascomycota; Sordariomycetes; Amphisphaeriales; Sporocadaceae. The transcript has 3 exons.
GGCCUGUGACAUAACGUGACCAGUCGCCGUCCUUCGAGAAACGUGCCCCGGGCCUUGCUUUUGAGCAAGCUGGUCCCUCCCCAACCCUUUUUGCUUGAUAAAUCAGGACGUGGACAUGGCAUGAUUGAUCCGUCCCAUCCCCCCCCGUCCGUCACCGAGGUCUCCAGCUUUAAGUACUAACGUACUGUAAAUUACCUGACCUACUGUACCUAUCUUAACUUACAGUACGCGACGGCCGCAACCGCAAAUCACCAUCCAUACUCCAGGCUCCAAUCCGCUUCUGAGCAAUCAACCUAAUCUACCCGCUCCUUGUACAAUUCCGUGACUUGCCAAUAUCAAGCACUUGCUCCUCUCCACGCGUGCCUGCACUCAACUAUAUAAUAUUUUGGCACUAGGUUAGGCUUCAACCUCCUAUUCCGGCCUCCCUGUUGUUACGGCACCGUACCAGCCCGUGAUAGGCAUCUGCACAAACCGUUCAUCUGGCACCAUUGCUAUAGCCAUGGCUCCACGCGAGAAGAGCCAAUUGAAGCGAGUCCGAGACUCGCCUCAAGAAUCAGACCCGACCAAGAAGCCGAGACGAUCCGAGCGCUUGUCCCAAAGCAACGGCGAUCACCUCAAGACCCCCGUUACCAAAAACCAGCAGAAGCUUCCUUCUCCAGUCACCUACAAUGAGGACGAAAGCAGUCUCAACGGCCGAUACAAGGAGGCCACGGCUACUCCGCCAAAUGGCAGGCCGAGCCAAGUAAGACACAGAACACCCGAAGAGACGCUGGACUCACAAUUGUCCUCGCCGCCAAACGACACCCAAGCUUUUCCCUCGCAACUCGUCGACCCACAGGCCGCUCUAUCCGACGAGGUGGAAGACGAAGUAAAAGAAGGAGUCUGGGGAUAUCUGUUCCCCCUCGACGCCAGAUUUGGUCGAUGCGUUGUCCUACGAAAACGAGCCACAUGCCCUGCCUCGGAGGCCGUAAGCGACACCGAGCCCGUCAAGAAGAAGAAAGAAGGCAGAGCUCUAGAGCAGGAGGAGACCUAUGAGAGCUCCAAGGCCAAGGGAAUCCCUUCUGGCGGCUAUUUGAUAGGACGACAUCCCGAAUGCGACGUAAUAAUAGACGACCCUGUCAUAUCGAACCGACACUGUCUGCUGUUUACCGAGCACAAGGGCAAUGACACAACAGCCGUCCUCGAAGAUCUGUCUAGCAAUGGCACAUUUGUCAACGAGGCUCUGGUGGGACGGAACCAGCGGAGAGAGCUUCAGGACCAAGACGAGAUUGCUGUCAUGGAUAAGGGCCGAUUCAUUUUCAGAUACCCGCGAAGCCGCAUGUCAAGUGCCUUCCUCCACCAAUACACUCUCCUCGAGCGGCUAGGAAAAGGUCACUUCGCUGAGGUUUUCUUGUGCGUCGAGAAGUCCUCGGGCACCAAGUAUGCUGUCAAGAUCUUCACCAAGCAUCCUGGUAUGGAGGAGAAGUCCAAGAUAGAGGGCUUGCAACAAGAAAUCGCUGUCCUUAUGGGCGUGAGUCACCCAAACAUCCUGUGUUUGCACGACACCUUCAACGAGAAGAAUGCAGUCUACUUGGUUUUGGAACUAGCGUCUGAGGGCGAGCUCUUCAACCAUAUCGUAAUGAAGCAGAAGUUCAACGAGGACGAAGCCAGGAAGCUGUUCAUCCAGUUGUUCCAGGGUAUCAAGUAUUUGCAUGACCGCAACAUUGUUCAUCGCGAUAUCAAGCCUGAGAACAUCCUUGUGGUGGACAAGGAGAUGCACGUCAAGCUGGCUGACUUUGGGCUUGCUAAGAUUAUUGGCGAGGAGUCCUUUACCACCACGCUUUGCGGUACUCCCAGCUACGUUGCUCCUGAAAUUCUGGCAGAGGGAAGGCAUCGCAAAUACACAAACGCAGUAGACAUUUGGUCACUAGGUGUGGUUCUGUACAUUGUUCUGUGCGGCUUCCCUCCUUUCUCCGACGAGCUCUACGCAAAAGAGUUCCCGUAUACGCUCUCACAACAGAUUAAGAGUGGACGGUUCGACUACCCUUCACCUUAUUGGGAUUCUGUCGGCGACCCAGCCUUAGAUCUCAUCGACCACAUGCUAGUAGUCGAGCCCGGGAAACGGUAUACCGUGGAUCAAUGUCUAGAGCACCCUUGGGUUACACAAAAGAUGCCAAACCUUAACGAUAGCACAGAUGGCCUUGUCGACGGCGUGGGUGGUUUGGCAGUCGCCAAGCGCGGUAUUCAUCGUGAGCGCACACUGCUCUCGUCUAUUAACAGCGUGAAUUUGGUCCGCAAGAUACCCCUGAGCGAGAAGCAGCAGGAGGACAAGGGACCACUCAAUGUCUACGCCAAGAAUACCGAUGGUGCUAGUGGCACCAACAUCAGGCUACAGGAGGCCCGCCCUGCAGAUGAACGUACAGCGAAGGAAUUUAUGGAACUAGGAGGCAAAGGCGAUCAAGAGCUUUUUGGGAACGAUGGCGGCAGUUAUUACACGAAAGAGGAAGCUAUAGCUGCCAAUGGCAAUGCGAAACCCAAGAGCAAAACCAAGACCAACGGACGAUAAGGCUCGGAGUUGUUCACUAGAAGUCGGUUCGUCUGACUCGUGGGAAUAGUUGGGUCGGUUUUGACGGCGUACGCAGCAUUACCUCGUGUAUGAGGAUCUCUAAACUCUACCGGGGGCUAUGAUUAGGAACGAGAUUUUGUUAAAUAUCGAAGGCGCUCAUGUCGGGUUUCAUACGCCAUUCCUGGCUUGUGUAUACGGUCUAUGGCGUUAACGGGGUCGAAAAUUUUAUCUGAAGGGCUUUGGUGGGCAUUUCUAUAGCAGAACUGCAUCUCACGCCGUGCUCGUGCACUACUGGGCUCGGAUGAGCGCAAUAAUAGUUGAUAGUCCGGGCCCAUAUUUAUUCAGCUUCAGUAAAUGAUAUGACGAGACUCAUAGUACAACGUCCAUUUGCCUUGUCUACUCCGGAC